GUAUUAUCACUCACUAUCUUGAUUGUAUUUCCUAUUCUAUUGCUGGAAACUAUGUAUUAUCACUCUUCGCAUGUGGCUUCUUUUUCAUUUAUGCCCCUUUCGUUCCUCAUAGUCGAAGCCAUUGUUGCUUCCUUUUCGGGUGGAUAUAUGAGGCAGAAUGCUCUUGGCCCACAGGGGUCUUUCCCUUAUCCCCUGUCUCCCUUCCCACUGUAGAAUCACGCAGUUCCCUUAGGUAACGUUUAAUGGUUUCAACACUAGCCUCUAAUCCUUCCAUUCUCUGGUUCAUUUCCCCUGUCUUAGAGCCUAUGUGUCCCACCUGCUUCUUCACAACUGUCAACUCUUUCUCCACCAUUUCCGCCCCACACUCCAUCCUAGUCAUGCUCUGAUACCAAGUGAUGGAUACCUAGACAGAGCAACUCUAUUGCAGAACUCCUUCCAGGCCAGCACCUCUGCACUCAGUUUAAUUCCCAGCAAACCAACACAACAACAGUAGUUUCCAGCAAUAGAAUAGGCAAUGCAAUCAAGAUAGUGAGUGAAAAUAUGUAUUGUAUUGAAUACUUCUCAAUAAAGUUUACAAAAAUCAAUUCUUCAAUAAAAUGACUAUUUUCCAAUAAUACUGCAAUUCAGUUACAAUUUCAGAGAUUGUAUAAUCUGCAAAAAUCACAAAUACACAACUGAAGCACUACUGUUCAUGCUCAGCUUCCGAGAGACCCUCACUCUCCCUCCAAUUCUUCUGUUUUGUACACCAUACUUUCUCCUGCAGCACCUGCUCCCUUUUCUUCUUUUUCCUCAGCUACUCCCUUCUUUUUUCCCCAGGCUGUGCCAUUUUUUCUUAUUUCCUGUGGUUGGAUUUGCAAUAGAGUGAUGGCCGCCUGUUCCAAUUGCCUGCUUCCAAGUGUCUUUUCCUUUUUACUCUCUUUUUUCCUGCAAGAAAUAUAUAUAUGAGUUCUAACAAAUCUCUUCUGUGUUUGUGCUUUGGCUGCUGGUCUCCCUGGGGCCUUCGUGCUUCACAAUUUAGAUGAGUGUUUUGCUGGGCAUAUAUUUUGGACUUCUGGUUUUUGUGUGUUUAUUUUGGACAUGUGCAGUAGAGACUUUGAGUUAUGAUCUGUAUUGUUAAAUUUUGGGUUUGUUGCAAGUGUUGGACAUAUAUUUAGGUUUGCUUCGUUGUAUGCUAGUGUUCUGCUGUCCUCUUUCCCGAGGAUGGGCUUAGGCUAUUUGCUUUUAGGCUUGUGUUUUGGGUGGAAUGUAAAUAUUUACUUAAAUAAAAAAACUUAUGCUCUAACCCAUUUAACCUAUCCUUUCAUUCCCUUUCAAGUCUCAAGUGAGGGAACUAUUUUUCCAUGUUAUAUCUCACACUGUGGCUUUUGUUUGGGCACAUUAAAAGCAAUAACGUGUACUAUGAGUCGGCAAAUAGCAGUUUGGCAAGUUAGGGCAAAUGAUUGCGGAUCAUCCACAUUUAAAAGAGCGCAGUCGGUUCCUAUUUAUUCCUGGUCCUGAUGAUGCUGGUCCAUCAACUGUUCUUCCACCGUGCGCUUUACCAAAAUAUAUGACUGAGGAGCUUCAGAAAUACAUCCCAAACGUAAUAUUUUCCAGUAAUCCUUGCAGAAUAAAGUUCUACACCCAAGGAAUCCCGUUCUUUCACCAAGAUCUUCUGUACAGAAUGCGCCGUUCAUGCCUGGUUCCUCCAUCUCAAGAAGAAACUGAGGAUCCUUUUAAGCAUGUAUGCUUCCUCUCACAACCCCACUCCAUGACACCCUCAAUACAAAUGAUUAAAGUUUGAUGUAUGGAUUAUAGGUGUUGUAUUAUUCGGCCAAUAUUUUGUAAGUUUUUGU
Mangifera indica (mango) is the source of this 1832-nucleotide messenger RNA. RefSeq names its product DNA polymerase epsilon subunit B-like. The transcript has 3 exons. Gene Ontology annotation, biological process: error-prone translesion synthesis; DNA-templated DNA replication. The coding region runs from base 1436 to 1780 and encodes 114 amino acids. Lineage: Eukaryota; Viridiplantae; Streptophyta; Magnoliopsida; Sapindales; Anacardiaceae. The record is from RefSeq and is a predicted model, not a curated record. Gene Ontology annotation, molecular function: DNA binding. Gene Ontology annotation, cellular component: epsilon DNA polymerase complex.